CUCGAUUUUCGGGCCAGAAUUGUCACUGUAUAUCUAAACCUGUCUCUACCUGAUCCAAGCCAUAGUGGAAGUGCAGCAUGGUGGUGACGCUGGCUGAACGACAGGCAACACAACGAUCCAGACAGCUGGAGCUUCUCGCGGUGGAGCUGCUCCGCAGCCUGAAGAGCUCCUGUCAAACGGCGCAUGCCUUGGGACGGCGGCAGCUGACCUGGGGUGCCGUGGUGCCAGGGGUACAGGCAGGUCAAGAGGAGGACAUGGACGACGUCCUCGCCAUGCUGGAUCAGAAGAUGACAGAAGAUCAGAAGUUGGGUCCAAGCUUCAAGAAGAUCGAAUGGUGCAAAGCCCAAGCGCCCACUGAGUGGGUGCCACAACCCGCACGAUUCGGUUCUCACAUGCAAGUUCGUGUUCAUUGGAGUGAUGGUGAUGGAAUCUACUUCGAGUGAGUCAAGUCUAAGUCUAAGUGGUUUUGCAAGUACCUGUGGUUUGCCGUUUGUUGCCAAAGCAAAUUGCCAAGAGCAUGAUCCCGCAGCCCGCUACUUGUCGACCAAGCUGUCUUAUACUUGAACCCCAAUCCAACAGAACCCAGGACCCAAGAAAUAAAAGCACAGCCGUGUUCUGUUUGGAUCAACGAACCUGCAUCCUUAAGGGAUUGCACUGUUCUGCUGCAGAGGACUCCCAAGGAUGUCAGCUGCAGGUGUCGAAUUCGUUUUGAACAGUGAAGUGUUUGUAGAAAGCCAGCACCAAAAUUGAAGUCUCAAAUCAUUAAUGAUUAAUGGGUAUGUGCUAAGCGCAAACAGUCUUGCGAGACCUCUGGUGUC
Molecule: messenger RNA, 818 nt
Organism: Cladocopium goreaui
Lineage: Eukaryota; Dinophyceae; Suessiales; Symbiodiniaceae
Source: the annotation of a GenBank genome assembly